Sphenostylis stenocarpa is the source of this 1050-nucleotide messenger RNA. The record is from the annotation of a GenBank genome assembly. Lineage: Eukaryota; Viridiplantae; Streptophyta; Magnoliopsida; Fabales; Fabaceae.
AUGGUUGGACCUAAUUUCAUGGAUGAGUUAGACUGCGGAAGCUUCUUUGACCACAUCGACGACCUUCUCGAUUUUCCUGUGGAGGACGUUGAGGGCGGCGCCCCCACAUUGCCCUCCGUCGCAGCCCCCGGAAACUGCAACUCGCUGGCAAGCAUUUGGCCCGCCGAGUCCGACUCAUUUCCCGGUUCCGACUCGGUGUUUUCCGGCAACCGCGCUUCGGACCUCUCCGCCGAGCUCUCAGUUCCGUAUGAAGACAUUGUCCAAUUGGAAUGGCUGUCCAACUUUGUGGAGGAUUCGUUUUGUGGGGGGAGCUUGACCAUGAAGAAAGUGGAAGAGCCAUCAUGCACCACAAAGGAGGACUCAGUGCACAACCAAUUCCACACAUCAAGCCCAGUUUCAGUCCUUGAGAGCAGCAGUUCUUGCUCCGGUGGAAAGACGGCGCUGCCGCCGCGGAGCCCGGAGGUGUACAUCCCUGUGCCAUGUGGACGUGCACGCAGCAAACGUCCACGUCCUGCCACCUUCAAUCCUCGCCCUGCCAUGAACCUCAUUUCCCCUGCCUCCUCCUUUGUUGGGGAGAACAUGCAGCCUAAUGUCAUUUCCCCCAAGGCCUCUUCAGACUCUGAGAAUUUUGCUGAGUCUCAACUUGUCCGUAAGAUCCCAAAGCAAGUCUCUGGGGAGCUUAAGAAAAAAAAGGAAGUGAAGGUGCCACUUCCUGCAGCUCCUGCUGAUAGCAACCACAGUGCCUUGCAACCUGUUAGGAAAUGCAUGCAUUGUGAAAUAACCAAGACACCACAGUGGAGGGCAGGGCCAAUGGGGCCAAAAACACUAUGCAAUGCAUGUGGUGUUCGUUUCAAGUCUGGCAGGCUCUUCCCUGAGUAUCGCCCUGCUGCAAGCCCAACUUUUUGUCCAUCUUUGCACUCCAAUUCCCACAAGAAGGUGCUGGAAAUGAGAUGCAGGGGCAUUGACAAAUCUGGUUUUGCAAUGAAUUCAGCUGCUUCACCUGAACUCAUUCCAAACACUAACAGCAGCCUUACCCUGGAAUACAUGUGA